AUGGACGAUAUCCUUCACGGGCUCAAUGCCGCCCAACGGACCGCCGUGACCUCUCCCUCUGCCGUCCUCCAAGUUCUCGCACCCCCCGGCUCGGGAAAGACCAAGACGCUUACAGCACGAGUCGCGUACCUCAUCGCCGACCAACAUCUGCUGCCAUGGAACAUCAUUAUCUGCACAUUCACGGUCAAGGCCGCCAACGAGAUGAAGGAGCGCAUCAAGAAUUUUGUCGGUGAAGAACUGUCGAAACAGCUCAAGCUGGGAACCUUUCAUUCGGUGGCUUUGCGAUAUCUCAAGCAUUACGGCCAGCACAUUGGUUUGGCGAAAGACUUUGGGAUCGCGGAUACUUCGGAUACAAAGGCAAUUCUCAAGAGAAUAAUCAAAAAGUUGGGCAUGCAAAUAGAACCCGGACAGGCUUUGGGGAGGAUAUCUUCGCGGAAAGCGAAGGGAGAGACGACAAUUCAGGGAAAAGCGGCGAAAGACGUCGCAGCACAGGAGUUCCAGAGAUUGUUCGACGAGUACGAGCAGACGCUUGCUGCAUCGAACCUGCUAGAUUAUGAUGACAUUCUGCUGCGAUGUUGCUCCCUGCUGAGGUCACAUCCUCAAUGUGUAUCCAACGUCGAGGCCGUACUCAUCGACGAAUUUCAGGACACCAAUAAUAUCCAGUACGACCUCAUGAGGCUCUUUGCCCAGCACCAAAACAAGGUUACGAUUGUCGGCGACCCCGAUCAGAGCAUCUACGGCUUUCGGUCUGCGGAAAUCAAGAAUUUGUCUCGAAUGAAGGAAAACUGGCCCGACACAUUGGCGAUCAACCUUCAGGAGAACUACCGCUCUUCGGGUGCCAUUCUCCAUGCCGCACAGAACAUCAUCGAGCAAGAUGCAAGUCGGCUACCAAAGAAGCUACAAGCGACACAUAGCUUUGGGCUACGUCCUGUGUUACGAAGGCUGCCGUCCGCCUCUGCUGAAGCAGACUGGUUGGUGUCUGAGAUCCGCCGAAUGCAAGCAUUGAGUGGCAAUAUGCUUCAACCAAGCGAUUUUGCCAUUCUGCUGAGAAGUGCGACACUCUCGCGAGUCAUUGAGGCCGCGCUGGGGAAAGCUGGCAUGCCGUAUCGUAUGGUAGGCGGUACCCGCUUCUACGACCGAAUAGAAGUCAAAUUGAUUGUGGACUACCUACGAGUGAUCCAUCACCCCGAAAAUAGCGAAGCGGUCGCGCGGAUUGUCAACGUACCGUCCAGGCGCGUUGGAGAGGAGACGGUCAAGAAGCUGCGAGACGAAGCGCAGGCCAGGGAUGUGUCGCUUUGGACGCUCAUACUCGAUGUUGCACAAGGGCGUGGCAGCGUGAAAACCAAAAUUUCUGAGCCAUGUCGGAAAGGGCUCUCUUCGUUUGUCAAUGCAAUCCUCACGGGCCGCAAGAAAGUCGAGUCGUUCGACGUCGAGACGCCAUCGAUUGUCGACUUGAUCAAUUUGAUUGCUCAGAAGAUCUCCCUACAGUCUCAUCUGAAAUCAAAGCACAGUGAAGAUGAGACUUACGAAGCUCGAUGGGGCAACGUUGAAGAGCUCAUGGCUCAAGCCGCGGAGGUGACGGCACCAGAAAGGCUUAGGGAGCUGGCCGAAGCUGAUGGGCUGCCUGUGGUCGAUGGCCUCGAACAGAGACCAGAGACCGCUCAGGAUGUGCUAUCCGUCUUCCUGUCCAACAUUGCGCUGACUGCCUCAGCGGAGAAGGAAGCCGAAAUGAACGGCGAGAAGGUCCAGCAAAUCACAUUAUCCACUAUCCACGCAGCCAAGGGGCUGGAAUGGCCAGUAGUAUUUAUACCGGCGUGUUACGAUGGAUCGAUACCGCAUUCUCGCGCCGACGACCACGACGAGGAGCGCCGACUGCUCUAUGUUGGGAUGACACGAGCACAAGCGUUGCUGUAUUUAAGCUGCCCGGUGAAGAACUCUCAGCGAGAAGAGACGGCGAUGUCAGCAUUCCUGACGCACGAGGGAGCGAGUCGGUUCUUUGAGGAACAUGGACCGAGCCUUCCAACUGCAGCUGCUGCGAGUCUCGCAAUGACCCUGAGUCGGGAGUGUCCUUCGGAAGCCACUAUCACUGAGCUCAAGCGUAGCUUGGGGCGCGAUGAGGACAACUUCUGGCCAUUGAACGGCGAAGAGGCCCUGGAGGCGUCAGCAAGUUGGCCGAAGGGCACAUCGACAACUUCGUUCCCAGGAUUCAGCAAUGCCAGGCCUGCGGCUUGGGUCAACUCGGGAUCUGUCACCAUGCAACAUCAGCAAGGUUUCUCGACAGCCUCUGCCACCAUGUCCGGCUUCACCAGCGUGGCAGAUCGAUACAACGAGAUCAUGGAGCAAGCGACACUCACAAAGAUCGACAAGCGAGCCGAAGAGCGCGAGCAGUCCACGCAAGCUUCGAAGGGCAAGAAGCGACCGAUCGAAGGACAGGGAAGCAUCGCGACUUUCUUCGCAAAAAGGUCGAGGCCUACCGCCGAAAUAGCCCCAGCAUCCAAUGCGAAAUUCUCAAGCCAGCCGUUGCGAGAUGUAUCGGGCAGGGCUAUCAACAAUGAGCCCCAAUUGAGACCUGAGCAGCGUGAAGUGCUUGCGUCGCAUAAGCCGCGCAGUCAGCCUAUGCUUAGUAGACCGAGCGCUCGGCCGGAGCAAGAGAACGACAAACACGUGAUGUUCCUUUCAAGCUCUCCGGAGAGGCCAGCGUCAGACGAGCCAGCCGAUAGGGAAGAAGUGGAUGCAAGACCUACUCUCAUGCGCCCUGCAACUACCUUUCACACCACGUCCAUGGGCAAAGCAGCGCCAGGUCAAAAGAAGACGCUGGGCGUUAGGCGAAGUGUGCAAGGACAGUGGAAUGCCACGAGGAGGCAAGGGUAG
This is a messenger RNA of Lecanosticta acicola, 2871 nucleotides long. NCBI's taxonomy places the organism in Eukaryota, Fungi, Ascomycota, Dothideomycetes, Mycosphaerellales, Mycosphaerellaceae. The record is from the annotation of a GenBank genome assembly.